This is a messenger RNA of Strongylocentrotus purpuratus (purple sea urchin), 4648 nucleotides long. RefSeq lists its product as uncharacterized. Gene Ontology annotation, molecular function: protein binding; netrin receptor activity. The coding region runs from base 315 to 2576 and encodes 753 amino acids. The record is from RefSeq and is a predicted model, not a curated record. Lineage: Eukaryota; Metazoa; Echinodermata; Echinoidea; Camarodonta; Strongylocentrotidae. The transcript is spliced from 13 exons. Gene Ontology annotation, biological process: netrin-activated signaling pathway. Gene Ontology annotation, cellular component: membrane.
AACCAACGCGGACAAAGCGCACCGCGGUGAAUGGGAAAUCUAUGAAAUUAUCUAUUAUGCUAUGGAUCAAUGGGUUAUCUUUUCAACCUCUCGUGAAAGAACAGACAGUUACUCAUCAUUUUAAAAAGGGUAACAUCGUCAUGUGUUCAUCCCCCUCACCAUGUUGGUGUGCUGCGAAUGCCUUGUUAUUGCAACACAUCGAGAGAUUGAUAAAUCGCCAUUAAGACAUGCCAAAGGAUAAACCCGUGUUGACGCCUUUGCUUUGCGGUAGUUUAAACUAGUCCAUUAAAGACCACGGACCGAACCGAAUCGUCAUGGCCAAGGCCAUCGAGCACGGGUUAAAGAAGAUCAACGAGAUCUACGACCAGGGCGAUCUCUUGUGCGAACUCAACAGGACGAACAUCCUAACCCGACAAACCGAUGACGGAGGCCAAGCCUAUGGUAAGAUCAACGUCGUCAAAGGAACGCAGUGGGACCCCAUCAAGAUUUCCAAGGAUGUUCUGCUGGAGAAGUGCAAGCUGCUUGGGUCAGAUCAGAUCGUUGGUGUGGUCUCCGGGAAGAGGUUGAGCGUAUACGACACACAUGGUCACCACGUGCAGCUGAUAGACGUCCAGAAGAAAGGUAAAGUCAAGACUGUUGAGAACAUUAAUGCCCUUGCAGUAAUCACGGACAAGAUCCUUGUUGCAGAAUCGCAGCGUUACGACAAUCUUAUCCAUGUGGUUGAGUACCCUACUGGAGAGGCUAUCAUGUCAUUGUCCAUUGAUCAGAAUGUUACUGGAAUGAUCCCUAUUAGAACAGGUCUUGUUCUUGUAAGAUCGAAAGAGAAGAUCCAGGCUGUCGACUAUGCACAUUACCCCCGUGUGGACAUCACUGAGGUCAUCAGCUAUGGUCGGACCUUGGUCAACAUGUGCGUCAAAGGAGGAAACGAUGAGCUCUAUGUUAUGUUCGUCAAGGGAAUCACGCCGAAGAUUCUUGAGAUCCACGUGCUUGGUGAUAAAUACCAGGAGUUGCACAAGACAAAGAUCACUCAUACAACCUCCAUCUUGAGUUUGAGGGCGGUCUAUACGUCACAAGGCCCAGGCUUUCUCGUGAUCCAGAUGGGAAGUACCAUCUCCACUUUCAAAUGUUCAUUUGGACUUCGUCAGAAAGGUCCACCUAAAAAGAGUCAUUUGGUGCCUCCCCCGAAAAAGAAAUAUUACGACAAGAGAAAGUUCCAACCCUCUCCCACCCCCAAGCCUGACACCGGAAUAGAAAACUCGUCUCAGGAUGAGGAAGACACAGAUGAAGAAGAUUCAGUGGCGAAUAUGAAAUCAUUCAUCGUCGCUUCAGAAGAUAUUAAGAAGAGUGAGAAAGAAAAGAGAGGCCAACAAGAAACAAAUCAGAUGCACAAGAUGCCAGAUGUGCAACACGAUAAACCAGUCUUCGAAUAUAGCGAUAUUGAUGAGGAAGGAGGUGAGAUCAUAAACAAAGAAUAUGGAAUUUCCCUCCUCAUCCAACCAGGCGCCAUCGAAAAGGGCCAACGCAAAAUAAUAGGCGUGGGACUAUCACGAGAAACACACACCAGUGGCGCAUCGGCGGGAGGAGUCAGCAUCUCGCCGGUGAUCUGCUCCGAGCCUUCGGGGCUAGAACUGGAAAAGCCGGCACGGAUUAUCCUCCAGCAUUGCCUCAGCUCGUGGUCGGAUGAUACGCAUGUCAACGUGCAUGAAUUGGUCGACGACGCCCAGAGACGCGACCGGGGAGUGAAUGAUAAAGGAGCAAAAUGUUCGAUUGGGAAGAACGGCGAGGUAACGCUCGAUGUGACACGGCUAGGAAGGUACGCCUUGACGGUUAUGGGUAGUGAUGUUAACAAGAAGCUCGUCUGCCGUCCGUUCAUCCCCAAGAGAAUGCCGUCCACGAAGAAACCCAUCAUCAACGUCCUCAUCUACGACUUCACUGACGGUAUGAAGAAGAUGAUAAUGGAAGAGUUAGAGAAUGAGUCUUUAAACCCAGUCAUCCCGGCACACAGAGGAACGAACUUCGUAUUCAAUCUGAACGGACAAGACUCACCAGAAAUCUUGCUCACCUGCAACGCCCUCGGUUCCAGGGAGGUAAAAUCGCUGUCGACAUGUGAACUGAUCGAGUUUACGUCCAAUUCAGUAGACUUUCAUGUCGAUUGCAGCGAUGGGCGAGCGCAAGAUAUCACCAUCGAGCUCAGCUAUGGAAACAAGAAAAUUGACAUGAUAUUCCAUAUGGACAUUCCCUGCGAUGUACCAGCUCAAUAUAUCACACCUGUACUAAAUGUUGACCGUAGUAGACCAAGUAAACCACCUGCAUCAUCGGACGUGCCAUCCGAGGUCUUGCACGGGAUCGCCGGGGAGGUGCCCCACAACUACUACAUCCCUCUUGGCCUCAAGCUUGGUCUGGAGAAGGCCAAGUUGGACUCCAUCUUGGUGAGCUGUGCCAACAACUCUGAGGAAGCCACCUACAAGGCCAUGGAAGCCUGGAAGAACAGGAUUGGGGUGGACAAUCGAGAGGAAUUGAGCGACGUUUUGGUCGCGAGUGAUUUGAAGAGGAUCGCGGAGAAAUUCCUAAACUAAAAUAGAUCGAAGAUAUGCUCGUGGUCAUUUCAAAACCCUUAGAGUAGAGGGCAGGAGGAUGGGGUGGGAUUGGAGGUAGUCAGUCCAAAGCCUGAAGACUUUGAAUUAAUCAAGUUUCUUCGAGAGAGUUGCGACUAAAAUACUAAUUGCCUUAGUAUUAUCUUUCAAAUGCCGUUGGAAUUUCAAGUCAGUCAAAAGACCUUGAAUUAAUCAAGUUUCUUCGAGAGAAUUGCGACUAAAAUAAUUAAUGCCUUUGCCUCUUUGAUCGUUUAAUUACUAGUCCCUAUAUGGGGCUAUGGAGGUGUGGAAAACAGGAUUAGGGUGCACAAUCGAGGGAACUGAGAGACAUUCUGAUCGGUAGUAAUUUCAAAAGAUACGCUGAUAAUUUGUUGAACUCAAAUAUACAAUAUUAUCAUUGUUCUCUUGUGGCGUAUCAAUUAUCAAAUGCCAUUGGAAUAUAAAUUCAUUCAUACUUUGAAUUAAUAGAUUUUUUCGAGAGAAUUGCGAAUAAAAUAGUUAAUGCCUUUGACCCUGUAAUCGUUCGAAUACCAGUCUCUAUAUGGGGCUAUGGAGGUGUGUAAACAUUAGUAUUGGGGUACACAAUAGAGGGAACUGAGAGACAUUCUGAUCGGUAGAAAUUUCAAAAAAGACGUUGAUAAAUUUUUGAACUGAAAUAUAAAAUAUCAUCAUUGGUCUAUUGUGGCAUGUCGAUUAUGAGAAGGGGGCAGACUUUCUAAAUAAAUUUGAAAUUAACAGCGUUUUCGAUGGAUUUUUUGGAUUGUUCAAAAGCAACUUAAGGACUUUAUAUAACAUACAAGACAUUGUUUAGCAAAUGUGUAUGGUGUCAACAGAUUUUUGUCAUUUGUCGUUUAAAAUGUCUUGGUGUGGUGUCGUUUUUCGUGUUUGUGUGCAAAGAGAGUGUAAUUUCUAUGACCCCUUCCGCCCGUGCAAGCCAGGAAGCAUUAAGUUUACCAACGAGAUCCAAUUGUAUUAUAUUGAAAUCAUGUAUCAAGUGUUUUUGAUGUUCAAAUUGUUUAACAACACAAAAUCAAAGCGAAAUAUUACCAGCAUCGGGCUUAUAUGGAGAUUAAAAUACACGUAAUCUGUCAACGUUUCAACAGGAUCUUACUGAGGUCGGGCAAUUUUGUUCAAUGAAACAUUUUACGCGGGAGUAGAAGUAGAGUCGCCUGAAAGUUGGUGAAGGAAUUUUUCCUUGUUUGUGUGUGACACAAGUAAUGCUACAGUCAUUCAAUUACAUAUGUGUGUGUGUGUGUGCUCUGUUAUAUGCUUCAUUUAUUUUUCUAGCUGCAUUUUAUCUGUGUUUGCAUCAAAUGCCAAAAUAAAAAUAAUAAAAAAUAUAUGAUAAUGUAUUCUCAUUUUCAAGAUAAUAAACUUAUGUAUGCAGAUUAAAUGAGUAACUUCCUAUGGAGAUUGAAACGUACUAAAUUUGUCAGAGGUUGAAGAGGAUCUUACUAAGGUCGGGCGUUUUUUACAAAUAUUUUAUGCUGAAGUCUAACGAGAAGAAGUAGAGUCGCCUGAAAGUUAGUGAAGAAACAAGGAAUUUCCUUGUUUGUGUGUGACGCGAUUACUGCUGCAGUCAUUCGUAAAAUUUGUGUGUGCUCUGUUAUAUGCUUCAUUUAAAAGAAAAAUUCUAGCUGCAUUUUCUUUUUUUUGCAUCAAAUGCUGCAAUAAAUCAGAACAAAUUCAUUUAAAACUGAGAAAAGCUUCUUGAUUAGAUAAUGUAUUCUCGUUUUCAAAACAUUAAACUUAUGCAUGCAUAUUCAACGAGUAACUUCCUAUGGAGAUUAAAAUGUACAAAAUAUGUCAAAGGCUGAACAAGGUCACACUGAACUUGUGCAAUUUUGUUUCAAAUAUAUCACGCUAAUGUACAACGAACGAGAAAAAGUAGAUUCGCAUGAAAUCGGUGAAGAGACCUACGAAAAAUGUCCCUUUUUUGUGACAUGAGUGCUUCGUAAAAUACGUGAAAUAUUGUUGUGUUCUCUGUUGUAUGCUUCAUUUUUCAUUUGUCCCGCUUCUUGUGUGCAUCAAAAUGCUGAAAUAAAAAGAACACA